AUGUCCGAGUUUAAAGUUAAGGCCGGUUUGGCCCAGAUGUUGAAGGGCGGUGUCAUCAUGGACGUGGUCACCCCUGAGCAAGCUAUCCUUGCUGAGAAGGCUGGUGCUUGUGCUGUCAUGGCGUUGGAGAGGAUCCCCGCGGAUAUGCGUAAGUCCGGACAGGUGUGCCGUAUGUCUGACCCUCACAUGAUUAAAGAAAUCAUGGCUGCUGUUUCGAUCCCAGUGAUGGCAAAAGUUCGUAUUGGCCAUUUUGUUGAGGCGCAGAUCUUGCAAGAAUUGCAAGUUGACUACAUCGACGAGAGCGAGGUGCUGACCCCAGCGAACUGGUCAGAACAUAUUGCCAAAAACAGUUUCAGUGUCCCAUUCGUGUGCGGUGCCAAGGAUCUUGGUGAGGCCCUAAGAAGAAUCAACGAGGGUGCCGCAAUGAUCCGUACGAAGGGGGAAGCAGGGACUGGGGACGUCUCCGAGGCAGUCAAGCACAUCUCCAAAAUUAAUCACCAAAUUAAGGAACUGAAGGAUACUUUGAAAUCCGACGAAGAAUUCGAAAAAGCUGCUAAGGAGCUACGUGUCCCAGUUGAUUUGCUGAAGACUACUUUGCAAUUGGGUAAACUACCUGUGGUGAACUUUGCUGCCGGUGGGGUCGCCACUCCGGCGGAUGCCGCCCUGCUGAUGCAGUUGGGCUGUGAGGGGGUCUUUGUUGGCUCUGGUAUUUUCAAGUCUUCUAACCCUGAGAAGUUAGCGCGCUCCAUUGUCCAAGCAACUACCCACUACGACAACCCAACCAAGUUGCUAGAAGUUUCUAGCGACCUGGGUGACCUGAUGGGCGGUGUUUCCAUCGAGUCCAUUAACCAGGGCGCUAAUAACGGCACAAGAUUGUCAGAGAUUGGCUGGUAA
This is a messenger RNA of Huiozyma naganishii CBS 8797, 894 nucleotides long. RefSeq names its product pyridoxal 5'-phosphate synthase subunit PdxS. Gene Ontology annotation, molecular function: amine-lyase activity. Gene Ontology annotation, biological process: amino acid metabolic process; pyridoxine biosynthetic process; pyridoxal 5'-phosphate biosynthetic process. The record is from RefSeq and is a predicted model, not a curated record. The coding region runs from base 1 to 894 and encodes 297 amino acids. Lineage: Eukaryota; Fungi; Ascomycota; Saccharomycetes; Saccharomycetales; Saccharomycetaceae. The transcript has a single exon.